AUGAUCCCGGGCCUGAUGAUGGUGCCCAUGGCACUCCAGCCGGACCUUUCAGCCCAAGAUUGUGAUGAUUGGUACAAUAACGAACAUGUUCCUAUGCGCAUGAGACUGCCAUUCUUUGAGACAGGAUAUCGGUACCGCUCGACUGAGCAACAUGAGGCACUCACUGGGACAACUACACGUCAACCGCCAGAGUGGCUCGCUCUUUACGAGGUCAACGACAUGAAACAACUCAAGGAACCGACUUAUGAGCGACUUCUGAACCCUGAUGUUCAGUCGUGGCGGGAAAGGGUGGUGAUGCAGAAAAUUUCAGCGUCGCGAAGGUACUACGACUUUGUGGCUAGCCACGGCAGGCAGGAUUCGAGUACGGGUGGCGUCAAACUCGAAGACAGCCAAAAUCUGGGCGAUGCAGCCUCGGCAUACGCGGAGACCUUGGUGGUCGUAAGAGUUCGUCUUCGAAGCGACUUGCCGGCGGCAGAGGCCGAAAAGGAAUGGGAUCGUUGGUAUGUGGAAGACCACCUCCCUCCAUUAUGCAAAGUACCUGGGUGGCAAAGAACUCGACGAUAUCGCACAUCUGUAAUUGACGACCAACCCUCUGAAGCACCGGCUGUCGGCUGCUCUGCCAUAGAAUACUUGACGUUGAACGAGUUUGCGCAUGACGCGGCAAUAGGGGGACCAGAGCAUCAGAUAGCCAUCCAAACAGAGUGGUUGACAGACGUUGUCGAAAGUAAGUGGAGGCAAUCCUACAAACUGCACUACAUUCAAAGCAAAGCUCCGCGGGAUCUCUCAGCCUUGUAUCGCUCCGCGGCUGACGAGUUUGUCAGUCCUGAUGGCAUGACUCGAACACUUUCUGGGCUUCGACCCAGAGUCGAAAGCUAUAUCGCAACUCGCGACAACAACGUCGUCCCGUACAGAUUAGAGGGUUGUGGAACUGACACCUCACCCAUCAUUGUCAUGUGUGUUUCAAUAUUUGGCACGUGGAUUUCAAUAGACGAUGUGGCCGACACUUUUCUCUCGAGGGAAGUCUUCAGGAAGGGUCGAGUCUUGCAACUAACUCUACCCUGUCGGGUGCGCAACGAGAAGAAUGCGUUGGCACAGUUCCCGGACGUGGAAGAUCUAGAAGAUUGCUUCAGUGCCUUGAUGAUCCCAAAAUGCUCUCUUCUCAUAAGUCUUGACGUCCGAGGAAUGACAGCGGAAGGCAACCAGCCGCGGGAGAUACAACACAUUUCAGCCGAGGAUAGCCACUAUGGGAUUGGCAAAUUGUGUGACAACGCACUCUUGCUCGUGGCUCGAUCUAAGAAAGCCACCGCCAAAAUGGUAGCGGACCUGGUUUCGGCCGUAUCAGAGGCAGAUAACGUCGAUGGAGUGCUCGAGAGUGUUCUUAAGGAGUUAACUACGACACCGUGA
This is a messenger RNA of Exophiala spinifera, 1404 nucleotides long. RefSeq lists its product as uncharacterized. The record is from RefSeq and is a predicted model, not a curated record. The transcript has a single exon. Bases 1 to 1404 code for a protein of 467 amino acids. Lineage: Eukaryota; Fungi; Ascomycota; Eurotiomycetes; Chaetothyriales; Herpotrichiellaceae.